Lathyrus sativus (Indian pea) is the source of this 1344-nucleotide messenger RNA. Lineage: Eukaryota; Viridiplantae; Streptophyta; Magnoliopsida; Fabales; Fabaceae. The record is from the annotation of a GenBank genome assembly.
AUGGGUCAAAACCUUAGUUGCAGAGGAACCAACCAUGAUCAUGGUCUCUUCACAGCCGUGCAACAAGGUAAUCUUGAAGCUGUAACAACUUUGUUACAACAAGACCCGUCACUUUUUCAUCAAACAACUCUUUAUGAUCGGUUUUCGCCUCUUCAUAUUGCUGCGGCUAAUGGCCAGAUCGAGAUUCUGUCGAGGCUUUUGCUUGGAUCUGUUAACCCAGAUGUUUUAAAUCGGCAAAAACAGACUCCUCUUAUGUUGGCUGCAAUGCAUGGAAGGAUUGCUUGUGUGGAGAAGCUCCUUGAAGCUGGUGCUAAUGUUUUGAUGUUUGAUACGGUUAAUGGAAGAACCUGCUUACACUAUGCUGCUUAUUAUGGCCAUUUUUCUUGCCUUCAAGCUAUUCUAUCUUCUGCUCAAUCCAGUUCUGUGGCUGCUUCUUGGGGUUUUGUUCGGUUCGUGAAUGUUAGAGACGGAAAGGGUGCGACGCCAUUGCAUUUGGCGGCUCGACAAAGACGGCCUGAAUGUGUACAUAUUCUGUUAGACAGUGGAGCUCUUGUUUGUGCUUCAACUGGUAGAUAUGGCUAUCCGGGAAGUACUCCACUUCAUCUAGCUGCUAGAGGGGGAUCUCUGGAUUGCAUUCGCGAAUUGUUAGCAUGGGGCGCGGAUCGUCUUCAACGCGAUUCAUCUGGGCAGAUACCAUAUAUGGUUGCUAUGAAACACAGACACGGAUCAUGCGCGUCGUUGCUAAAUCCUACGUCUGCGGAGCCUCUUGUCUGGCCAUCUCCACUGAAGUUCAUCAGUGAACUUAAUGCGGAUGCCAAAGCCUUGUUAGAACAAGCCUUGAUGGACGCAAACAAAGAAAGGGAGAAAAACAUAUUGAAAGGCGGCGGUUACUCUCUUCCGUCUCCAUCACAUUCUGAGUGUGUAGAUGACAAUAUCUCCGAGGUUAGUGAGUCAGAGUUAUGUUGCAUAUGCUUUGAGCAAGUAUGCACAAUUGAAGUUCAAAACUGUGGUCACCAAAUGUGUGCACAAUGCACAUUAGCCCUAUGUUGCUACAACAAACCGAACCCAACAACUGCGUCCAUUACUCCACCCGUCUGUCCAUUUUGUCGUAGCAACAUUUCUCGACUCAUGGUUAUCACAAAAAUAGAAACUCACGACGAAACCGAUCAAGACAACAUUGAUACCAGUUCUUCAAAGACAAACAAGUCGAGGAAACUGCGAAACAUGAAUGACAGCGGUAGUAGCAGCUUCAAAGGACUAUCUAGCGUAAGCUUCGGGAAGUUGGGCGGCCGAAGCUCGGGAAGGGUAGCAGAUGAUUCCAUUAUGGUUAAGGAGGGUAACUAA